AAAAGGAAAGGCAGCUGAGAGUGCUGCCCAUUUCAAUUGUCAACAGCGAAUAUCCUCUUUUGCUGCGUCACAUUCAAGGUCGGCGCGAAAAGUGUUAUCUCCUGAAAUCAAAAAUGAAAAAAAGAUAACCUUCAUCGUUGCACUGAUCACUCCUUUUCAUCACUUUGCGAUUUCACUGCAAAUCGCUUCAAUUCUAAUGCUGAUCAUUUCAUUCUUCUAAAAGUUAAUUUCCGUGGUUUGUAUCGAAAAUGAUUUUUGAAACUAUACUAAUUAUCUUAACUGGAUUAACAAAUAUAUUUUUUUCUGUGAAGUGGUUGAUAACACGAAUCCUUUUGCACGUACACAAAGCUCGCACUCCCAGGAGAUUCGAUUUAUAUGAUAUCUACGCACUUAAUGAUCCUGUGAAAUUGGGAUUUUUAUUUCCGAAGCUCGAACAGGAAGUGGAAUCUCCCUAUUCUGAAUCUCAUUUGGAACACGCAGCAGACGAAGUUUUCAUCUACGGAGUGAAUUCCAGCCACGAAUGCUUCGUAUCGAGAAUAUCGAGAGGAGGCAAUGGGGAGGCAGAAGCUUGGAUCUACUUGAAGCUGAAAGACGGUCGAACCUACCACUUGAUGGAGACACUGGGCUAUGAGCAGAGUUACGAUGGAAGGACAUUCAGCUGUGGGGGUCUGCGGUUGCAUUACGUCGAACCCAUGAGGAGGUGGAGGAUCUUCUUCAGCGGAAUCCUCAGAGAAACAAGAAAAGAUGAAGAAACACCGGGGAAGAACGUGUUUGUCAAGUUUGCUUUAAUGUGGAAGACAUCAUCGGACAUAUUCGAUUUUAAGACUGAUAUGGAUUCUGGCAGUGUUGCUAAAAGCAUGGCGAAGACCAGAUUUAAGCCUUUCUUUGCACCCCCCAUUGACCAGAUUGCUGACACAAUGGAUUUUUACAGUCAAACUGGAAUUAUUAAUGGAACUGUCUCAAUAGAGGAUAAUCCCGAAUAUGAAAUAUAUCUCUUUGGAGAAAAAGUGAGAUUCCUUGGAAAAAGCUCGAAUUGCGUAGGAUCAAAGUUCAAGCAGAUUCUUGGCGUUACUCCAGAGACUGGAUUUGCUUUCCAUCUUGGUGAAAUAUCCAUUCCGCUUUUGUUCGAAAAUUUACCUUUCGGUUUCACCGUGGAGCCAACUGGGACUAUGAAGGCUGUCACAGAUAUGAAUUUGAUUACAAAGACGAAAUCUCUAGAAAACAGUUUGAGCGCUAAGUUCACUGCAGGUAAAGAUUACUGCUUGGAUGGUCAAAUAAGUGGAGAACCAAUAGAGUUUAAAAGCAAAAAAGGCUGGAAAGGUUACAUGGAACUUAGAUAUGUGGAAUUCACUCAUCGGAAUUACAAAGGGAGCGGGUUUCUCCUCUCUGGGGAAGUACUGGAAGAACCAAAACGAAAGCAGAAGGAGGCUCCGAUAUUAAAACUUCCAGAAAAAAUCCCUUUCACUGUAAAUUUUACUGAAGAAAUAUCUCAACUUACAGAGGUAACAGGAGGCAAAGGGGGAUCUUUAGGAAAGUUAACGCAUCUAAGCAACAUAGAAAAAUCAUUUGUCGUUCCAAAAGGGAUAACUGUGACUACGUCAGCCUAUUUCGCUUUUUUGACUCUCCAGAUAAAGAAAGAGAUCAAAUUGCUAGAGGAUAUUCUUUAUGGAAACUCGGAUGGGGACGUAAAGACAGCAUGCGAAAAAGUUCGUUCAGUUAUUGUGGCGACGCCUCUUCCUCAAGUUGUGCGCGAGGAUAUCAGAAAGAAUCUCAGUAAAUUGUUUGGACAUGAGAUACAGGAUCUGAAGUUUGCCGUUCGGUCAUCUGCCACUGGAGAAGACACUGAACAGAUGUCAGCUGCAGGACAGAUGGAUACCUUCUUAGGUGUUCGAGGCGAAGAAGAUAUUUUUGAAGCGAUUAAAAAGUGUUGGGCUUCACAGUUUGGUCACAUUGCAGUAGAAUACAAAAGGCGCUACGGCCAAGUGCUGAAUUCUCCAAUGGCAGUAGUUGUACAGGAGAUGGUAGCUUGCGAAGUAGCCGGUGUCCUUUUUACAUGUGAUCCUGUCACGAGCAACCCGUCUGUCAUCACAAUAACGGCCAAUUAUGGCUUAGGAGAGAGCGUAGUCUCAGGAUCAGAAGAACCAGACACAGUCUUUCUUCAGCGGGAAGACAACGAUCAAGUUAGUUUGAAGUCUGUUACUCUGGGAGCAAAACAACACAGAAUUGUUAUGGAAGGUGAUGGAGGAGUGAGGACAGAAGAUGUUCCAGAUCAUGAAAGAGGAGAAUGCUGCGUGUCAAACGAAAUGGCUGAGAAACUUGGAAAAAUUUCUAUCAAGAUUGAAACCCACUGCAAAUCACCAAGAGAUAUAGAGUGGGGAAUUAGUAACAACACUAUUUAUGUUCUACAGUCUCGUCCAGUAACCAGCGGCGCCGGUGAAAGCGAUUAUGAAAUAAAGCACGAGUUCGAUGCACCCCUUCGAUGUGAAAACGACUAUUUUACCGUGUGCAACACUGGGGAAGUCAUGCCUGGUGCAGAAUCUCCUCUGGGUUUAGAUCUAACCAUGAAAGUCUUCGGUCCUCACUUUAGAAGGGAUGCAAAAGUUAAACAAGUUAGUAAUGAAUUUCUUCGCAGCUACUACUACACCAGCGGGAUGGCUGCUUUCAACAACCACUUGAUGAUGUCUGUCGUGGACCUAAUUUCUCGAAUGGACGGCCACGAUACAAUGGCCGCCAAAGCAACGAUGAUUGGAGUCUUCGGGCGGAUUAUUGAUGACGAGGAGAUAUUUCUCAUAGCCAAGGAGAGGGCUCAAGAAAAAAAGAGGAAACCGAUCAGAGCUCACCUGCUGAUGCUUAAAUCGCUUUUCUACGGAAGAUCUGGGCAUAAAGCACUGGAAAAGCAUCUGCACCGUUUCGAUUCUUCUGAUAGAAAAUAUAAAUCCUCGCAGGAAGCAUUCUCAGCUAUACUGAAGAAUUGCUCUGAAUAUGAUGAGUCAAUAGUACAACAUAUGUUUUGCAGUGAAGGUUCUAUGCUGUGGAAUAUCCUUUUAUUCUUCACUCUUGCCAAAAAUAAAGAAAACUUUGACACUGAUGUUUACAGUGAUUUUGCCCGCCUCUUAUCGUCUUCUUCAAAUGUGCUUAGUGCAGACGUACCGGCAGCAAUGCAGAAUCUAGCGUAUGCCAUAGUGCAAGAGAUGAAAGUUGAAGAUUUCAGGUCUAUGACUAUUGAGGAUGCUACCAAAUGGCUGGAGACUACUCAAACAAGUGCUGGGGUAAAGUUUCGGGAAUUUCUGAAAAUUCACGGUCACAGAUGUGUAAAAGAGUUUGACGUGCAUUCCGUGCCAUGGGAGAUGGAUACAAAAGCUCUGGUCAAGCUCUUACAGAAUCUCGCUGGAACUUGUGAUAAAGCUGUAGGAAAAUCCGAUCAAGAUUAUGGAAAAAUAUUUUCAGAACUAAAAACUCCUCUGGAUUUCAAAACAAGAUGGCUUAUACGUUUCUUGUUACCAAAUUGUCGUAGAGCUGUGGGAGAAAGAGAACAAUGUAAAUCAUUGCUCAUCAAAUCCAUGAAUAUCUGGAGGAAAGGAUUCCUAACCUUAAGCAAACUGAUGGUUUCCGAAGGUCGUAUUCCAGAUGCAGAACUCAUCUUCUUCUUCACCCUUCCUGAAAUUCAGGAGUUGCUAGAAACCAGAUCUCCCAAGCUCAUUUCAAAAGCCAUUCACCGCAGAAAACUGUUUCCGGCAUUGGACCGGUAUAUUUUCCCAGAAAUUAUGAGAGGCCUUCCUAGACCAAUCAAUGAUGAAUCUGGUUUUGAGCACGCCUUGAGUUCUGCGGCUGAUCUGACUAUGAAAGGUAUUCCUGUGAGCCAAGGUGUUACCAAAGGUUUUGCACGAGUUGCUGUCACAUUGGAAGAAGCUACGUAUGUAAAGCCUGGUGAAAUUCUCAUUACCUACGGUACAGAUAUUGGCUGGAGUCCGUAUUUCCCGAUAAUAACAGGAGUAGUAACGGAGCUGGGAGGCCUCAUAUCACACGGAGCUGUUAUAAGCAGAGAAUAUGGUUUACCAUGUGUUGUAGGAGUACAAGGGGCAACUCGUCAAUUUCAAACAGGAGAUUAUAUUCUCCUGGAUGGCAACAGAGGAGUUGUUCAAAGACUACCAAAACCAGAAAAUGAAUAAGGAGCUUGUUGGUAAUGUAAAAAUAAAACAAAACGCUUGAACAAAGGAGAGACUUUUGUGCAAAAAUUAGGAACAAAGAAAUUUUCCAAUCAACACGCAGAAUUUAUAUUUCAAGCACAAAACUCAUCAAAAAAAAAGUACAAAGGGUAUAAGGAGCAAAAGUUCAUCUCAGAACGUUGUCAACAAAAUUUGCAAACGAAAAAUAAAACUUUGUCUUAAAUC
Uloborus diversus is the source of this 4391-nucleotide messenger RNA. Its product is annotated as putative phosphoenolpyruvate synthase. The coding region runs from base 249 to 4169 and encodes 1306 amino acids. Gene Ontology annotation, biological process: phosphorylation. The transcript is spliced from 40 exons. Lineage: Eukaryota; Metazoa; Arthropoda; Arachnida; Araneae; Uloboridae. The record is from RefSeq and is a predicted model, not a curated record. Gene Ontology annotation, molecular function: ATP binding; kinase activity.